GUUAAAGCCCUCGUAUUCUUAAAAAAUUAAUACAUAAAACAAUUUGCUUAACUUAGUAACCAAUACAGUAUAAAUUAUAUCAUUUAUUUAGAUUAUUCAUAAUACUAAUUGUAUAGAAUUACAUCAUUAUAUUUUAAAAAUACCUAACAUUUUGUAGUUUCUACAUUUUUUUUCUUUAACUUUAAAAUGUUCCUCACAGUUAAUCAGUUGUCUAUUCUAAUGAACAUUCUUAGCGAAGAAACGGUUGAAAACCAAACAUUGGAGUACCUAGUAUCACAAUUGCAUCAGUAUUUCAAACGAGAAGACAAUUUCAAAGUUGGAUGCACUUUACUUAUGUUGAUUCAACACUCUGAUUUCCUGCUCAAUCAAACACAAAAAUUUGCAGCAAUUGUAUUAUGUUAUGAAUUAUACAGAAAUGAACCCAUUGCAACAAAUCCAUUAGCUCCUGUUUUUAUGCAUCUUUUGCAUAAAAAAGUGAGUAAAAAUGAAUAUAUCGGGGACUUACCUGUUUUGACAAUGCCUGUCAAAACAUUCUUGUCAAACUUAAUUAUGUCACAAAACUCUAAAGAGUUAUUAAGGAAGUCGGCUAAACAAGUUUUGACUGCGAGAAAUGAUCCCAGCAAGCCAGUAGUUAAUACCGCCUCAAUUCUUAAUGCUAUUAAAGAUCGGCGAAAAAGUCUUCCAAGAACCGCAAAAAGUUCACUUCCAAUCAUAAUUCCCGAUCCCCAAAAAACAGAAUCUAAAGAAGGCGCUAAGCAAGUUUUAGAGACGCUCAUUAGUGGACCAAAAUCUUACGUUUUUCAUAACUUCAAACCAGAAAUGAUGCGAUUAGUGCCACCAUUAUAUAUUUGUAAGGAAGAAAUGGUCUGGCUGAAUAUGAGCGGUCGCUCUAACCAUCAGAUUAUGUAUGAUAAAACAAUGUGUGUAUCAACUAAUGCUGCGACCGAAGCAAGAGAACUCAUGUCCAAAGCUCUCAAAGCCCCACUAACAUUACAACAACAGCAGCACCUAUUAGCCGAACUUGUAAAUGACCCAAAACUUGUAUAUUAUAUCGGACUCACUCCGUGUAAACUACCAGAUCUAGUCGAGAACAAUCCGCUAAUUGCCAUUGAGGUUUUGCUAAAACUUAUGCAAUCUCAUUAUAUAACCGAUUAUUUCUCCGUUUUAGUCAAUAUGGAAAUGUCGUUACAUUCGAUGGAAGUAGUAAAUAGAUUAACCACCACUGUUGAACUACCGACGGAAUUUGUUCACCUUUAUAUAUCAAACUGCAUUGUCGCCUGUGAAACGAUCAAAGAUCAAUACAUGCAAAAUCGUCUAGUUCGACUUGUAUGUGUUUUUCUACAAUCCCUUAUUAGAAACAAAAUAAUCAAUGUGCAGGAAUUGUUCAUUGAAGUUCAAGCAUUCUGCAUUGACUUUAUACAAAUUAGAGAAGCAUCUGCACUGUUUCGAUUGUUAAAACAAUUAGAAACUGGAGACACGUGCAGUAUUGGAAAUAUAGCAGCUGCGGCAGGUAUUACGCCCAGUACUAUAGCUGCUGCUAAAGAUAAAGAUAAAGAAAAGAUUGUGCCCAAAGAAAAGUAAAAAUUAUUAUACAUGUGUAAAAACUAAUGUGGUAAGACGACAUUGAGCAGUUGAUAUAACAUUCUUAGAUAAUUAUUUUAUUAAUAGUGAAAUUAAUA
Adelges cooleyi (spruce gall adelgid) is the source of this 1679-nucleotide messenger RNA. RefSeq names its product CCR4-NOT transcription complex subunit 11 (gene Not11). The record is from RefSeq and is a predicted model, not a curated record. Gene Ontology annotation, biological process: negative regulation of translation; mRNA catabolic process. The transcript is spliced from 9 exons. NCBI's taxonomy places the organism in Eukaryota, Metazoa, Arthropoda, Insecta, Hemiptera, Adelgidae. Gene Ontology annotation, cellular component: CCR4-NOT complex. The coding region runs from base 187 to 1581 and encodes 464 amino acids.